This is a messenger RNA of Lentinula edodes (shiitake mushroom), 1687 nucleotides long. RefSeq lists its product as uncharacterized. NCBI's taxonomy places the organism in Eukaryota, Fungi, Basidiomycota, Agaricomycetes, Agaricales, Omphalotaceae. The record is from RefSeq and is a predicted model, not a curated record. Gene Ontology annotation, molecular function: protein binding. The transcript has 5 exons. The coding region runs from base 420 to 1544 and encodes 374 amino acids.
UGUACUACCUUGAUUGCCUGAUCUUCCCGCCCUGUCUCUGGUCCUACUGGCUCCUACUUAUAUAAACUCUCGCGCAUUCUUUCUUCGGACGUCCCAUAAAUUCCUUGUAUCCAGAAUUGCAUCCAAUUAAAGUAUAAUACUAAUGUCGUUCCCGCUGUUCGUACCUCGGAGCCAGAACAGGCCAGGUCGUUAACUGUGCGGCGCUAUCAAAUACUCCAUAGCCUCGAUGCUUUCCGGUGUUUCCAACUAUCGCUCCACUGGGAAGUAACGUAUUGAGUAAGGAUGUACGGCCAAGGGUUUAAAGAGCGAAGCAUCUCUCGUUUACGACACGUUUGGUUGGACCGUCACCCGCCAAUAAACCCAAAGUUGACGAGCUCAACUCCACAACGCUCACGAAUCCGGAAACUGCUACGCUAAUAAUGCAACGGCCUGACACGCAUAAAACAUGCCCUGCUGCACUCCUCAAUGAGGACACCCUUAGGGAUAUUUUCGAGGCCUGUGUUGUGCUAGAUUCACCGAGAGGUUGGGAUUCGACUUCCACGCAGACUUCUGCUACUCUAGACACCCGUCGAACUCCGUGGGUCUUGGGACAAGUUUGCCGGAAUUGGAGACGUAUUGUUCUAUCUUCCCCGCUUCUCUGGACAUCUAUCGAUAUCCAAUUCGACCAUCAUGAUAAUAACGCCGCUCGUCGUGUUUCAUUCCUUUUGGAUUUAUAUCUCUCGCGCUCGGCAUCGUGUUUACUCUCAGUCAAUAUUCAGAGUUCUAUAUGCUUUCAGAAAAAUACCCCCCUUUUCCGCUCUCUUCUAUCAACAUCCUCCCGUUGGUAUACACUCCUAAUCGACAUACCCAUUUCCGCAUAUGAGAUCCUCUCACCACUCACUGGGUUUCUUGAUUCUCUCGCUGUACUUCACAUCCGUCUUCCUCAUCGAAACAAAUCUCAAGCAGUCAAGGACUUCGCCAAUCUAAAAGAUGGAAUUCGACUGUUUAGAUUUUGCAACAACCUAGAACGUCUUUCACUACAAAACAUUCCAUUUCCCCGGGAUAUAUUCCAUCUACCGUGGGCCAAAAUCCAAGACUUGGUGGUGAAUACAUCAUCGAGCUUAGUCUCAAAUUCAACAACCCUCAGAGCGUUGCAUGGACUUCGAAAUCUCACUUCUUGCUCUCUUGAGUGUAGAUUCGUUACUAACCAUCCAGAACACCAAUACGACGCAGAGGCGGUAGAUGAUAGCGGAAUGGAAGUUGCUCAGAUGCUCUCGUGGUUGACCUUACCCGCAUUGAAGCACCUCCGGCUACGGCAAAAGUUCAAAGCAGAGUUGGAGGAUAGCCUUGUUGUUGAAGUGAUUCAGCUGAUUCGCCGGUCUCGCUGUGAGAUCAAAGCAUUGCAGCUGCACUUGUACCCCUCCAUCAGCGAAGAAGGCAUCAUCUCAAUUCUGAAAGAGGUCGCUGCGUCACUUGAAGGAUUGUGCCUUCAUCCGGGCCAUCGUAAUUCCAGGGUCAUGUCAGAGCUUCUGUGGAGAGUACGGCAGUCAGAGAUAUUAGUGUAGGAUAGAAUCUGCGUAGUCACGACGAUUAGUCCAUAUCGAUUUGAACUUAUCUCAGAAACCUAAAGUCUAAAUUAAAAGAGACCUCAUGCACUAAUUUGAGCACAUUGACGCAUAGACCAUUCAAAAAGAACAAUGACAACUUG